CUGAGCAUGGACCCGGAACUCGUGCUCCACCUCGAGAUCGCCGCGGUGGUCGUGAUGGCGGUCAUCAUCGUCGCCGUGGCCGUCAUGGCCUCGGGCGGAGCCUACGACGACGCGGUCGGCACCGCCGCGGUGCACAACGCCGACGUCGAGAGCGCCCUCGGCGACGACACGCUCAUGACGUACAAGCAGGCGGCCGCCAGGAAGAAGGAGAAGGAGAAGGAGGAGGAGGAAGAGGAGGAGCGGUGCGCCAUCUGCCUGUCGGAGUACGGCGAGGGCGAGGCCGGCGAGCUGGUGCGGGUGGUGCCGGCCUGCGGGCACUUCUACCACGCGAGCUGCGACGUCGACCGCUGGCUCCGGAAGCGCCGGACGUGCCCGCUCUGCCGCGGAGGGCUCGGGCCGUCGCUGCCGGGGCUGCCGCGGCCGGAGUGCCCGCCGAUGCCGCCGCGGAUGCCGUCUUUAGCUUAGCGUGUCUCGUUUUUCGACGGCUGCUUGUUAGGACUUGUGUUCUU
Messenger RNA from Triticum aestivum (bread wheat), 509 nucleotides. Its product is annotated as E3 ubiquitin-protein ligase EL5-like. The record is from RefSeq and is a predicted model, not a curated record. The transcript has a single exon. Bases 7 to 465 code for a protein of 152 amino acids. Lineage: Eukaryota; Viridiplantae; Streptophyta; Magnoliopsida; Poales; Poaceae.